This is a messenger RNA of Alligator sinensis (Chinese alligator), 2321 nucleotides long. RefSeq names its product protein kinase cAMP-dependent type II regulatory subunit beta (gene PRKAR2B). Lineage: Eukaryota; Metazoa; Chordata; Crocodylia; Alligatoridae. Bases 62 to 1153 code for a protein of 363 amino acids. The transcript is spliced from 12 exons. Gene Ontology annotation, cellular component: cAMP-dependent protein kinase complex. Gene Ontology annotation, molecular function: cAMP-dependent protein kinase regulator activity. The record is from RefSeq and is a predicted model, not a curated record. Gene Ontology annotation, biological process: regulation of protein phosphorylation.
GCACAGGGGCCCGCAAAGGCAUUUUGCUUCCGGGGGCUGGGGCUGCGCAGCCACAACAAGGAUGGGACCCUUCGUGUCUCCCUUGCCACCUGCCCUUGCUCCAGUAAUAAACCGAUUCACCAGACGGGCCUCAGUGUGUGCAGAAGCUUACAAUCCUGAUGAAGAGGAGGAUGACAUGGAAUCCAGGGUUAUUCACCCCAAAACAGAUGAUCAAAGAAACAGAUUGCAAGAGGCUUGCAAGGACAUUCUUCUUUUUAAGAACCUAGAUCCGAGACAAGUUGGCUUAAGAAAUGGACAAGUUCAGUGGAGAGCGUGUUGUCUUCUUCCCCCUCUGAAUGACACACAUCAAUUAACAGGAUAUGGAGCAACCAAAAUGGAACAGAUGUCCCAGGUAUUAGAUGCUAUGUUUGAAAAGCUGAUUGAAGGAGGGGAGCAUGUCAUUGAUCAAGGUGAUGAUGGUGACAACUUCUAUGUAAUUGACAGAGGGACAUACGAUAUUUAUGUAAAAUGUGAUGGUGUUGGGAGAUGUGUUGGUACCUAUGAUAACCGUGGAAGCUUUGGUGAGUUGGCUUUAAUGUACAAUACACCCAGAGCAGCUACGAUAAUAGCUACCUCUCCUGGUGCUGUAUGGGGUCUGGACAGGUUAACGUUCCGGAGAAUCAUUGUAAAAAACAAUGCCAAAAAGAGAAGAAUGUAUGAAAAUUUUAUUGAGUCAUUGCCAUUCCUUAAAUCUUUAGAAGUAUCAGAACGCUUAAAAGUGGUGGAUGUUAUAGGCACCAAAGUAUACAGUGAUGGAGAACAAAUCAUCGCUCAGGGAGACAUGGCUGAUUGUUUUUUCAUUGUAGAAUCAGGAGAAGUGAGAAUUACAAUGAAAAGGAAGAGCAAACAGGAUGCAGAAGAGAAUGGGGCAGUUGAAAUAGCCCGGUGCUUUAGAGGACAGUAUUUUGGAGAACUUGCUCUUGUAACUAACAAACCUCGAGCAGCUUCAGCAUUCGCCCUUGGAACUGUCAAGUGCUUAGUUAUGGAUGUGCAGGCAUUUGAAAGGCUUUUGGGACCUUGUAUGGAAAUUAUGAAAAGAAACAUUGCAAACUAUGAGGAGCAGCUAGUUGCUCUUUUUGGAACAAACAUGGACAUUGCUGAUCCCAGUGCAUGAACUGAAGUGUGGACCAACAAGAUCUGAUAUGAGAAAAUAGCACAGUAGUGGUUAGUCCACUGAUAAAGUCUCUCUUCCUGUAGAUGCCAGGCAUUUUCUGUAACUUUAGGGUUGGGAAUAUUUUUUGUUUUGUUUUGUCACUUUACAAUAGACAGAUUGGUAAGCAAAAUAGGGAUUUAUUAACCUCCGAGCCUGAUUUUCAGGAUGACUUAGCACUAGCAGUUCAAUUUGAAUUGAGAGGAGCUGUAGCAGUACAGCACCUUGGAAAAUCAGGUCCUUUAUACACAGAUUUAAGAAAUCCACAUGUGGUGAAUUUAUUAAACCAGCUUUUCAUCUAUUGAAUGGUUAAGAUUUUUUUGGAAGACUGUUGGUUUGAGUGUGAUAUGUUGAAAGUAUUAGUGCACACAAAACGUUCAUAAGUAUUCAUAAUAUAGAAGAUACACAGUGGAUGUUCAUGUCUGCCUAUUAAAACUGUCAUGAUACUAUACUGUAUUUAUGACAGAUGUAUAGAAAAGGAAUACCACAAACCUCCUUAUACAAUAAAGCAUGACAGUACAUUUUAUGUAAAGUUCAUGACCUGUCUGAUUUUAACAUUUUUUUGAUUUGUUAAAAGUCCUCUUUUUUAAUAUGCCACAUUUCAGUAAGCCUGUUAGGAAGGUAUUGUAAUAUCUUAUGCAAUUUAGAGGACUUGUAUAUUUUUGCAAUAAAUUGCAUUUUUUAUUUGCCACACACACACACACACACACACACACACACACACACACACACUUUUGAGGAAGCUCAUAAGUUAAUUGUGAUGUGAGUAUAUUCUUCAAAGCAAAAGCAAAAAGAUUUUGCCUAGGCAUAGGUAGUUCUCACUCUCUACUUAAUCAUGCAUACAUAACAAACAUCGGUUUCCUUCCAAUUUCUUGUUUUAUAUUUUAUGCAUUUUGUCUUUCCCCCAUGUGUUUUGUACUCUAGUCUUGAUUUACCUUUUGGGACCUCACUUUUAUUUUUCUCCAUCAAAUCUUUCCCCUGUUUCAAAUCAAGUGAUUUCUGCACAUCUCUCUUCUUAGAUUUAGACAUAGUAGGUAUGACAGAUAAAAUGAAUUGAUGUUGAAAGCUAUGCUAAACUAAGCACGCUCUUGGAAAUCCUUACUAGCAAAUACAAAAAAGAAUUUGAAUCUGA